Solenopsis invicta (red fire ant) is the source of this 2827-nucleotide messenger RNA. RefSeq lists its product as uncharacterized. Bases 407 to 1621 code for a protein of 404 amino acids. The transcript has 3 exons. Lineage: Eukaryota; Metazoa; Arthropoda; Insecta; Hymenoptera; Formicidae. The record is from RefSeq and is a predicted model, not a curated record. Gene Ontology annotation, cellular component: nucleus.
UACGUAUAUUGUUUGGUACAUGUCGUUCGUAGGCUGUGAAUUCGCUUUUGAUGCUUUUGUAUACAUAUAUAUGUAUAUAUAUAUCGUGUAUACAUAUAUAGACAUGGUAAAGUCUCGGAGAAAUACUCGUGUUUAUUAAUAAUUUCUCUCGACAUUGCACGAGGGCUAGAAAUUUAGAAUUGGCACAAUUAGAGAUAUGUUGAUGAAUCUUUCGUAGACCUGCCUGUUUCCGAGCCGAUAGUAGCUAUCUAUGAUCGCAACUUUGGUAUUAAUUGUGGCAGCUCUUCGCAAAAUGCACGAUAAACGAACGGAGGUGUAUUUUUGAGAGAGAAAGGUCCGGUUUUUCGAUUAGUAGAUCCUCGCAGGAAGUAAAAGGCAAAAUUCGUCGCAUACUUCAACUGUUAAAAUGGCUGCAUCCUUGUCAGCUUAUUGGGUGAAGUUUUUCAAAGGGGCUGGAUUUCCUCAAGAUGUGGCCACUAGACAUGCAGUUGUAUUUUCAAACAAUCGCAUCAAACCCGAUAUGUUGCCAGAUUUAGAUAAACCUAGUCUUAAAGAGAUGGGCAUCACACUAAUGGGCGACAUGAUCGCUAUUUUAAGAUAUGCCAAGAAAGUAGUGGAGGAAACAACAUGUGAGAGAUUUUUAGUUGAUUCAGAGGAUUCUCUUCCAACUCCAAAAGUUUCUGUAAAACCUGCUGUAAAAAAAGUAGUCAAAGAAGUUGGAAAUAAGACAACGGUCUUGACGACGUCAAAAACAGACUCUGUAAAAAAGAUAGUUAAACCUUUGUCCACAACAAAGAAGGUUGUGACCAUAAGAAAGCCAAUUUCUACUUCGGCUACCACUAAUGCUGUUAAUCAAAAGCAGAUAGCUCUGAAGAGGAAAUUGGUAUCAGAAGAAGAAUAUCAAGAUAAUGAUGAAGAUAAUUGGAAUACCUUAGAAAAGAAAAUAAAGACAACAAAUGGUAGUGAUAAUACUGUUGAGUACUCUGUAUCAGCACCGAAGGCAACAACAGUGAGAACUCAGGUACUUAAAAAAUCUGUUGAACAAAAACGAACAGUAUUUGAUAGAUUAGGUGACAGUUCGGUCACAAGCACAACCAAUUCAGCUGACGCUUCGCCUACUUUCAAUAUUACCGGAGUUGGUAAAGACGUAUUCAAAAGAUCGACUAGUGUUUUUAAGCGUCUCGGUGACAUAGAUGACAAGAAGGAUCAGACGAUUACCAUGGGAAUACUUAAGAAUGGGUCGAGCAUUAUUAGUACACCAGGUAUAUUGAAAAAUCGGACAUCUCCCAGCGUACGCACGUCAAUUAUAACGACAAAGAGAGUUGUGCCUAAAACCACUGGCACUAUGCAUGCCGAUCAUGAAAUCAAAAAGAAGAUUACUAUGAACAGUACAAGCCGUAUAUUGAAGCUGAAAAAGGAGGUAGUACCUAUUGCUAAACUGAGCAUUGAAAGUAUCACUAAGCCUACUGUUACAUCUGGCAAAUUAGCUUCGGAACGACUUAUCUCAAUACCAGCCAAAGCACGCCUGGGCACUACCACUGCCAAACAAGUGACUUUCAGUAAAGUGGCGACGGUGACGCAAGUCAGGAAGGCAAAUGUUUUUAGUCGCUUGGGCAUUUAAACUUUCUUGCAUCUCUCCUACUAUCCAUCGCAAACGAGCAGUGGUUUGCAAAUAAACUGUUCUUUGUAUAAAGUUAGGUAAUUCUCCAGUUCUACAAGUCAGAUGAGACAUGAAUUAGUGCUAAUGAAUUGAUUGAAAUUUUUUUGUUAUGAUAUAUUGCUAACCAGAGUCGCUUGCAAGGUUAUUACAAGAGUGUUGUUUGUGUACGACAUAUGUAUAUAUAAAUAUAACUUAAGAAUGAUUAGAUUUACAAUUUACAAAUAGUAAUACCUAUAGAGUUGUUCGGUCAUAAAGAACGCGAUUGGAUGAUAUAGUGCAAUGUGCUUGUUUUUUCAAAUUAAGAAUUUCUAAAAGAGUAUACUUUUUUUCGUCCUUUUUGCCCUUUAUUUAAGAACAUUUCAACAAAUUUUAUUUUGCAAGAUUGAACAACUGCGUUCAUAUCCUAAAACAUAACUGUAUUUUAAACUGUAUUUGAAACUGUGUGUAUACUAGCUUUUUUAAUUUUAAGAAAGAGAAAGAAAGUUUAUGUGGUACCAUUUUUUGUGUACAUGUGUAUUCUUUCUAUGUUUUUAUAAUAUCCUGGGAUAUAUCGACGUACAUAAAUACAAAUGUAUGAACGAGCAAUUAGAUUUGCUAUAUUUUGAACUUAUAUUGGACUUAUGUUUUUAGCUGUACUUCCUUAUAGUUUUUAAUCCUUAAACACUAUAUUAACGGUGGGAGACCCUGUACAAAAUUUUGAUCACUUGCUGUGUGAAGAAAGAAUGAAAUAGAAGGUUCGGAUUAAGGGGUAAAAAAAUUUUAAAUCUCCACUAUUGAUCAACUUCAGAGCUCAAUUAGAAUUCAAAUGGCACAUAGUUUUUUUUGUUAUAUUUUCCUUGUAACAUAACUGUAAUUUAAAAAGAAAUGAUUAUCAUAAUUUUUUUUUUUUUUUAAUAUAAGAAUUUUAUAAUACGUCGUCUAAAAGCUCCUUAGCUUUAAACGCUGUAUUAUAAAAUCUUUAAAAGUUUCUCGUUGCGAAGAUAUGAUUUAAUUAAUCAUUUGAUUGGCAAUGAUGUGUUUUUGCGUCAAAAACAGAAUGUAUGAAAAAAGGACAUUGACGCAGUAAUGCGCAUGUCGUUUUAUUUUGCUCUGGUCAGCAAAAUUUUUAUGAAACGUUUUAAUGUCACUCAAGUGGUUAGAAAAAAUAAAUUUUUUUACAAAUCUUUA